UAUUCAUCUUAGAAAUACAAAAACAAAACCUCUGAUUCAUUAAAGUGAUCAUCUUUAUGAGACUCAAUUAGUUUGUGCAAAAUAGUGAUUUAUUGAGUCACGGAUGCGACGAAGCUCUCGGUACGAUUUGAUUUAGCUCCAUCUCUGAAGACCUCAUACAGAGUGUCGGUGAUGGAUAACAAUCAUGUUUUUAGUGUAUAUUUGUAUAUAAAGUGUUUAGCACGCAGUCAAUGACAGCACCUCAUGAACAGACUCUGAACUUCCUCUAUACUUCCUCUAUAGUGUAUGUUUUCAUUCAUGAUGACGUUUAGACAGUGUGUUAUGAUCGUUGCUUCUCUCUGCAGUGUGCAAGAAGUUCAGCUGAGUUUAAACAAUGCUGAAGAAAACCUCCUCUUUUACUUUAGUCCUCACCCUGCUGGAAAAAAAAAGAAACCGUAACAAAAAUUUUAACCAUUAAAAAGUAUCCAGAGAGUUGUCUAUGAGGUCAAAAUUAAUGCUUUAACUUUUAUGCCUAAAAUCAUUAGUAUAUUAAGUAAAGAUUAUGUUCCGUGAAGAUAUUUCCUGCUAUAAAUAUAUCAGUCAGGGCUCUGUCCUGGGACCGUGUUGUUUUUUUGAUCUUCUUCCACUCGGCUACAUCUUUCAUCAACAUCAGGUUAAUUUCUGCUUCUACACAGAUGACAGCUAGCUCCAUCCGUCCACUAAACCCUGACACUUCUUCCUAACUCCCUCCAUCCUCAGUUUUCUCCUUGACAUACUUCACAUGUCCUCAGAUGUAAUAGUAAUAAAGCUGAAUUUCUUCUCAUCUCCAUUAAACAAAUCUCAGAAUGUCUUGCUGUUCUUGUUCACAGUCUGCUCACGUCUCGUUGUAAUUCACUUCUGUUAGGUCUUCAGAAUAAAACUCUCCAUAAGCUCCAACUAAUUCAAAACUCAUCUGCUCAUAUUAUCACUCGUCCUCCCUCUAUCCAUUAUAUUACUCAAAAGACUUCUCCUCGCUUUCAAGGGCAUUCAUGAACUUCACCUUCAUCUCUUCUUGACCUUCUUCAUAUCGUACCUCACUCCCUUCUGACCUCCGUAAAAUUGAGUCUCUUCCACAUCUCGACUCCAAAAUUGAAGCUCAUUUCUUCAGUAUAGCUUACUCUUCACAUAACGUUUCUUGUAUUAAUUGUAUUUCUUCUUAUUAUUCUUAUCUGGUCUUCUCUUGUUAAUGAAGCACGGUGACCUUGAGUCUCUAGAAAGGUGCAUCUCUGAAAGUGAUUUUCGAUUUUUUAAUUUUUUUGCUCCCUGAGAUUCCAGAUUUUCAAAUAUUGUCAUAACAAAGCUUACUUAUUCAGCUUUCGUAUGAUGCAUAAAUCUGAAGUGAUCCUCGUGGAUCGUCGGUGAUCACAGGGACAGGUUUCUAUGAAAACCAGUGAGAUUCUCUUUAUUUUAGAAGUAAUAAAAAGAUCCGUGAUGGUUUCUGCUGUUUUCGAGGGCCUGAAGUAGUGCCCGACGGAGACUCUAGUGACGCGCAGUGAUCCGGGUGUCGUUCGGUGGAUCCCGGUUAAAGAUCAGAGGCUUAGCGCCGUCUGGUGUCUUCAGAUGCUCGACCGACGCUCAGAUCAUACCAACUUUCUCCGAGAGUCUCUCGCGAGCGUCCGCGCGCUGCUGCAGCUCCUGGAGCGGACUGACGAGAACUUCUGAAGCCGUCAAGAGUUCUGAUGUUAAUCGCAGACGCUUUGAUCUCGAAGAGCACGAGCGAUGCGCCACGCUGCGCUCCGGCGUGCGUUUGGAGGCGGAGUGACUGACUGACAUUCAUUCAUCAUAUAAAAGGGAAGUUGAGGCGCCGAGCACCAGAAACUCUUCUGGGAUCGAUCAUGAUCACGGCCAAGGCGCUGAAGAACGCGCUGGCGUGUUUGGUGAUCCUGCCGCGUUUUCUCGUCGCCGCGUUCAUGCUGUGGUGUCUUGAUUUUCUGUGCGUGAGGAAAAGAGUUUUGUUCCAUCUGAGGAGCGAGGAGGAGGAGGAGGUGGAAGACCCUCCGCUGUGCAUCUCCGACAACAGCCGCAUGUUCAGCUGGGAGUCGCUCAAAGCGGUUUUUCACGGACACAAGCUGGACUGGAUGAAGUCCGCGCGUCUCGGCCGCGACGCGCCCAACAGCGAAGUGGUUCCGCUCGCCGACCCGACGCGCAAACGCGUGCUGGACUUCGCCCGCGCUCAGAGGCCGCUGGUGCUCAAUUUCGGGAGCUGCAGCUGACCGCCGUUCAUGACGCGUCUCAAGGCGUUCCAGCGGCUCGUUCUCCAGUACGCGGACGUCGCCGACGCGCUGGUGAUUUACAUCGAGGAGGCGCAUCCCUCCGACGGGUGGGUGAGCUCCGACGCCCCGUACCAGAUCCGCCAGCACCGGAGUCUGGAGGAGAGGCUGCGCGCGGCGCGGCUGAUGGCGUUGGAGGCGCCGGGCGUCGCGAUAGUCGCAGACAGUAUGGAGAACUCGUGCAACAGCGCGUACGGAGCCUAUUUUGACAGACUCUACAUCGUCCAGGACGGGAAGGUGGUGUAUCAGGGCGGCAGGGGACCGGAGGGAUACCGGAUCUCCGAGCUGCGGCUCUGGCUGGAUCAGUACCGCAAGCGGCUGCGCGACGCCGUGAUCCGCGUCUAAAGUGACGCGACGUUCACAAGCUAUGUUUCCAUCCAGCUGAAUGUAUCGUGUCGCGUCGCACCGGAGUAAGAGCAGCUUUACGCACUUAUAUAUCAGAGAGGAAACAUUUACUGAAUGAAGUCCUCCUCGCUGAGUUUGUUGGAUGGGACGAGAUCUCCCGACCAGCAGCGGAUCUGUGUGUUCUUCUCAAACACCUGAGUCAAAGUAUUUCUGUAUAAUUGAGUUCAAAUGACAGAAAGCAGUGUUUUAUUGUGUUCCUCCUUGGUUCUGUUGUUACUUCUCCUGAUCUCGGUGAUGUUUAUCAGGAAGUGAUGACUCGUGGGAUGGAGAGUGUUUUAUGUCUUUGGAUGGAAACAUAGCUUGUAGAUCAGAGUCACAGCGCUGGGUUUCUUCUGAUGAGAAAGAAAGUGAAACUCAUUUCUGUUUGACUGAAUCUAGUGAUUUUAAUGAAACAUCUCUCAGACGUGUGUUCAAGUUUGGUCUGAACGCAGAUAAAGAUUUCUUUCGUGACGAAUCACCUCGAGAUUACCAACAACCCCCCGCUUUCCUUCAGAACGUGUCUUUUGUUUGAACAUAUUUUGAAGUGUUAUUUUUUAUAUGAAUUAAUGUAUAGCAAUAUUGUUUACCAUCUUGAUGUGAGAUGAAUGCAAUUCUAAAUGAACCUGAUAAAUAUACUACAGAACUUCUGCUUGGAUGACUCUGUUUCCAAGUGAUUCACAUCCUUUCUUUUUCUCUCUCUCUCUCUCUCUCUCUCUCUCUUCUCUCUCUCUCUCUCUCUCUCUCUCUCUCUCUCUCUCUCUCUCUCUCUCUCUCUCUC
Molecule: messenger RNA, 3450 nt
Organism: Puntigrus tetrazona (Sumatra barb)
Lineage: Eukaryota; Metazoa; Chordata; Actinopteri; Cypriniformes; Cyprinidae
Gene: dio3a
Product: iodothyronine deiodinase 3a
Exons: 1
Molecular function (GO): thyroxine 5'-deiodinase activity
Source: RefSeq, a predicted model, not a curated record